GUGGUGGCCUUCUGGAAAACAAAAAAAAAACUGAAAGCUCAAGCUUUUCUGUCAGUCUCUUUCUCCCCACUCGCAUGCAUGUGUUCUUAUAAACUACACUUCCCAAAUUUGUAAACCUCUACCAAAUCAAUUCAAUUUAUUACUCAAAACUUUCAAUUUUAUUACAACUAUUUUUAUUUUUCUAAAGAUAUUACAACUAUAUUUAUUUAUUUUCCCAUAAAUCAAUAUUCUCUCUUCUUCUCUUCUCUUUUCUUCAGCCCCACACAAUUUCUCUCUCUAAAAUCUCUACUAAUUCACUCAUUUCUGUUUCCCUUCUUUGUUACGCAAUCAUUUUUCAUUAUUAGUUGAUGCUUCAAUCUCCUACUUCCUCAUUUUUCUACUCACUCUCUCUCCAGGAAGCAGUGAUGCUUCUAGACUAAUAGCUGAUUGAGCGUCUGGAGAGAGAAAAAGAUAAUUUCUUACACCUGCAUCUCUGUGUUUAUUUAAAGACCUGUCAAGCUGGCGGCCGCGACUGCUUGGAGGUUUGCUGCCGGCAACGGCAAUGGCAGCGGCAACGGACAUGCUGCUAAUGAUCCGGAAAGAAGUACGGAGGGGAAACUCCAAGACUCAGAACAUCGAUCUGUUGCCAAAAUGGGGUUAAGAGACCGUACAAGCAGCAUGGAGGAUCCAGAUGGGACACUAGCAAGUGUUGCCCAAUGCAUUGAGCAGUUGAGGCAGAGUUCUUCAUCUUUUCAAGAGAAAGAGUAUUCUUUAAGGCAGUUGUUGCAACUUAUUGAAACACGAGAAAAUGCAUUGAGUGCUGUUGGAUCUCAUUCACAGGCUGUCCCUGUACUUGUUUCUCUCUUGAGGUCAGGGUCGCUAGUGGUCAAAAUACAAGCUGCUCGUGUAUUAGGGUCUCUCUGUAAGGAGAAUGAACUGAGGGUGAAAGUUUUGCUUGGUGGUUGCAUACCUCCUCUACUUGGGCUUCUUAGGUCCAGCUCCUCUGAUGGUCAGGUUGCUGCUGCAAAGGCCUUAUAUGCAGUUUCUCAAGGUGAUGCGAAGGAUCAUGUUGGUUCAAAAAUUUUCUCCACCGAAGGUGUUGUUCCCGUGUUAUGGGGACAGCUAGAGCGAGGGCUGGAAGCUGGGAAAUUGGUUGAAGAAUUACUAACUGGAGCUUUGAAAAAUCUUUGUGGAAGCACAGAGGGAUUUUGGCCAGCAACAGUCAGAGCUGGAGGAGUGGAUAUACUUGUGAAAUUGCUGACAGCUGGACAGCCUGGUACUCAAGCAAAUGUAUGUUUUCUUCUUGCUUGUAUGAUGAUGGAGGAUGCAUCAAUCUGCCCUACUGUCUUGGCUGAUGAGGCAGUCAAACAACUCCUGAAGUUGUUAGGAUCUGGAAAUGAAGCAGCCGUCAGAGCAGAAGCUGCAGGUGCUCUUAAAUCACUUUCUGCACAGUGUAAAGAGGCAAGGAAAGAGAUUGCUAACUAUAAUGGUAUACCAUCUCUCAUAAACGCUACAAUUGCUCCUUCAAAGGAAUUUAUGCAAGGGGAGCAUGCCCAAGCAUUGCAGGAAAAUGCGAUGUGUGCUCUUGCGAACAUAUCAGGUGGGCUUUCUUCUGUCAUAUCAAGCCUUGGAAGAAGCCUUGAAUCUUGCACUUCGCCAACACAGGUUGCUGAUACUUUAGGAGCUCUAGCUUCGGCUCUGAUGAUAUAUGAUCAGGAAGCUGAGUUUACAAAAGUUUCAGACCCUGAAACUGUUGAACAAACAUUAAUUAAGCAGUUCAAACCUAACUUGCCAUUUCUCAUCCAAGAGCGCACCAUCGAGGCACUUGCCAGCUUGUAUGGGAAUUCUGUACUUUCAAGAAAACUUGCAAAUGCUGAUGCCAAGCGCUUGUUGGUUGGUUUGAUCACAAUGGCUUCAAAUGAGGCUCAGGAUGAGCUGGUUAAAUCCCUUUUGAAGAUUUGUGAUGAUGAAGGUAGUCUUUGGCAUGCACUUCAAGGGCGUGAUGGUGUCCAGCUACUCAUAUCACUUCUAGGAUUGUCGUCUGAGCAGCAACAGGAAUGUGCUGUUGCGUUGCUCUCCCUUCUUGCAAAUGAAAAUGACGAGAGUAAAUGGGCAAUUACUGCAGCUGGUGGAAUACCUCCAUUGGUCCAGAUUCUGGAGACUGGUUCUGGAAAAGCCAAAGAAGACUCUGCAACUAUAUUGGGAAACCUGUGUAAUCAUAGUGAGGAUAUACGAGCAUGUGUUGAAAGUGCUGAUGCUGUUCCUGCGCUCCUGUGGUUAUUGAAGAAUGGGAGCUCCAAUGGGAAGGAGAUUGCAGCCAAAACAUUGCAUCAUCUAAUCCACAAAUCUGAUACUGCUACCAUCAGCCAACUCACUGCACUUUUAACCAGCGAUCUUCCCGAGUCUAAAAUUUAUGUCCUAGAUGCUUUGAAAAGUAUGUUGUCUGUGGUACCCCUUAAUGAUAUCUUACGGGAAGGCAGUGCUGCCAAUGAUGCUAUUGAGACAAUGGUUAAAAUAUUGGGCUCUGCCAAGGAAGAAACCCAGGCAAAAUCUGCCAACACUCUUGCUGGGAUAUUUCAUCUCCGGAAAGACUUACGCGAGAGCAGUAUUGCAGUUAAGACUCUCUGGUCAGUCAUGAAGCUCCUGAAUUCAGAAUCAGAAAAAAAUUUAGUUGCAACCUCGUGUUGUCUUGCUGCUAUUUUUCUUUCAAUAAGGGAAAACCUUGAAAUUGGUUCUGUUGCCAGAGAUGUUUUGCCUCGGUUACUUGCUCUUGCAAGUUCUUCUGUUCUUGAAGUUGCAGAGCAGGCAACAUGUGCAAUAGCAAACCUUCUACUGGAUGAUGAACUUUCAGAAAGAACUGUACCUGAAGAAGUGAUUUUACCUGCCACAAGGGUUUUGCGCGAGGGUACACUUUCUGGCAAGACUCACGCAGCAGCUGCUGUCGCUCGUCUUCUUCGUCGACGUGUGAUUGAGGAUGCUCUAUGUGACACUGUGAAUCGUGCUGGCACUGUUCUUUCUUUGGUUUCUUUCUUGGAGUUGGCCAAUGCCGGAUCCCUUGCAACAUCAGAAGCCUUGGAUGCACUUGCGUAUCUGGCGAGAGCUGGAGUUCCGGAUGGAAACAUCAGACCAGCAUGGGCAAUUCUAGCAGAAUCUCCAAGCCACAUCACUCCAAUAGUUUCAUGCAUCGCUGAUGCUGCACCAGCAUUGCAGGAUAAAGCCAUCGAAAUAUUGUCAAGGCUUUGCCGUGAUCAAUUAGUUGCACUAGGGGAGAUCAUUUGUAGUUCUUCUGGCUGUAUUGUAUCGAUUUCUAGAAGAGUUAUUAGUUCCAGGGACACAAAUGUUAUUGUUGGAGGUGCAGCACUCCUUUCUUGUGCAGCCAGAGUUAAUCAUCUGAGAGUGGUAGAGGAUCUAAAUGACUCAAAAUUAUCUAGUAAUCUCAUACAGGCUCUGGUUGAAGUGCUUACUACCUCUAAAACUUCACCUGAAGAUCAGGAGGCUAUUGAGCAGGAGGCAGUGUACAUUCGCAUUCAGUUGGUUACAGAAGAGGGAAGGAAUACAGAAGCUAGUCCUGGCACAAAGAUCAUGUGCGGUACCAAUAUCGCUGUGUGGUUGUUGUCUAUACUUGCUACUCAUGACGAGAAAAGUAAACUUGUUAUCAUGGAUGCUGGAGGGGCUGAGGUUGUCACAGAGAAAAUUUCACUGUAUACUCAGAGUGACUAUAUUGAAGAUAGUAGCAUAUGGACUUAUGCUUUGCUGCUGGCAAUUCUGUUUCAAGAUAGAGAUAUCAUACGAGCACAUGCAACAAUGAAAUCCAUUCCAGUUCUUGCAAAUUUGUUGCGGUCGGAAGAGUCGGCAAACAGAUAUUUUGCAGCACAAGCAUUGGCCAGUUUGGUCUGUAAUGGUAGCAGGGGAACUCUUUUGUCUGUUGCAAAUUCUGGUGCAGCAGGCGGGCUAAUUACUUUACUUGGCUGUGCUGAUGAAGAUAUAUAUGAUCUCUUAAAAUUGUCUGAGGAGUUUUCUUUGGUUCGUUAUCCUGAUCAAGUGACGCUUGAGAGAUUGUUUAGAGUUGAUGACAUUAGAGUUGGAGCUAUGUCUCGGAAAUCAAUACCUGCCCUCGUUGAUCUCCUCAAACCAAUUCCUGAUCGUCCAGGGGCACCAUUCCUUGCUCUGGGCCUUCUCACCCAACUUGCGAAAGACUGUCCAUCGAAUAAGAUGGUGAUGGUAGAGUCAGGAGCACUUGAGGCAGUGACCAAAUAUCUUUCACUUGGUCCUCAAGAUGCAACUGAGGAAGCUGCUACAGAUCUAUUGGGAAUUCUGUUUAGCAGUGCUGAAAUUUGUAGGCAUGAAUCUGCAUUCGGUUCAGUAACCCAGCUUGUUGCUGUCUUGCGUUUAGGUGGAAGAGCUGCUAGAUAUAGUGCAGCAAAAGCACUGGAAAGCUUGUUUUCUGCAGAUCAUGUAAGAAAUGCAGAAACAGCUAGACAAGCUGUGCAGCCAUUGGUGGAGGUUUUGAGUACAGGCUCGGAGAGAGAACAGCAUGCUGCCAUUGCAGCACUGAUCAGGCUAUUAAGUGAGAAUCCUUCUAGAGCCCUAGGAGUGGCAGAUAUUGAAAUGAGUGCUGUGGAUGUUCUUUGCAAAAUCCUGUCAUCAAAUUGUUCAAUGGAGCUGAAGGGUGAUGCUGCGGAGCUAUGCUCUGUUCUCUUCACAAAUACAAGGAUCAGGUCUACAGUAGCUGCAGCACGUUGUGUUGAGCCAUUGGUCUCUCUCCUUGUUACAGAAUUCACCCCUGCUCAGCAUUCAGUUGUACAUGCUUUGGAUAGACUCUUGGAUGAUGAGCAAUUAGCCGAACUAGUUUCUGCUCACGGUGCAGUCAUUCCUCUUGUUGGCCUUUUAUACGGCAGGAAUUACUUGCUUCACGAGGCUGUUUCAAGAGCUUUGGUAAAGUUGGGAAAAGACAGACCUUCUUGCAAAACGGAAAUGGUGAAAGCUGGGGUCAUUGAAAGCAUACUUGAUAUACUCCAUGAAGCACCUAAUUUUCUCUCUGCCGCUUUCGCAGAAUUGCUCCGGAUAUUGACAAAUAAUGCUACAAUUGCCAAAGGCCCAUCAGCAGCUAGAGUGGUUGAGCCUCUUUUCAUGUUGCUGUCACGACCAGAUCUUGGCCCGGAUGGGCAACACAGUGCUUUACAGGUUCUAGUUAAUCUUUUAGAACAUCCUCAGUGUCGUGCUGAUCACAACUUGACCACUCAUCAGGCUGUUGAACCUGUUACUUUGUUACUAGACUCUAAUGUUCCGGCCGUUCAACAGUUAGCUGCUGAACUUUUGUCCCAUUUAUUGUUGGAGGAGAACCUGCAGAAGGAUCCCUUGACACAACAAGUUAUAGGUCCACUUGUAAAAGCUCUUGGAUCUGGGAUACCCAUAUUACAGCAGAGAGCUAUUAAGGCUCUCUUUUGUAUUGCACUUAUUUGGGCAAAUGAAAUUGCAAAAGAGGGAGGUGUUAUUGAGCUAUCUCAGGUGAUAAUGCAAGUUGAUCCUCCACUUCCUCAUGCUCUGUGGGAAUCCGCGGCCUCUGUUUUAUCUUGUAUUCUGCAAUUCAGUUCAGAAUUUUAUUUGGAGGUGCCCAUCGCUGUGCUUGUUAGGUUGCUUCAUUCUGGUUCAGAAAGUACGGUAACUGGAGCAUUGAAUGCUCUUCUGGUGUUAGAUAGUGAUGAUUCAACCAGUGCCGAGGCAAUGGCUGAAAGUGGUGCAAUUGAGGCUCUGUUGGAGCUACUUAGAUGUCAUCAAUGUGAGGACGCUUCUGCAAGAUUGCUUGAAGUGUUGUUGAAUAAUGUUAAAAUCAGGGAGUCAAAAGCUGGUCGAGCUGCUAUCGUACCGCUGUCACAAUAUCUUUUAGACCCUCAAACACAAGGUCAGCAAGCAAGGUUAUUGGCUACAUUGGCUUUGGGUGAUCUGUUCCAGAAUGAGACUCUUGCUCGUUCUGCUGAUGCUGUUUCAGCUUGUCGGGCCCUGGUAAAUUUACUUGAAGAUCAGCCCACUGAGGAAAUGAAAGUGGUAGCUAUCUGUGCCCUUCAGAACCUCGUGACAUACAGUCGAGCAAAUAAAAGAGCAGUUGCAGAAGCUGGUGGAGUUCAAGUUAUACUUGAUCUGAUAGGAUCCAGUGAUCCAGAAACUUCAAUUCAGGCAGCUAUGUUUAUUAAGCUUCUUUUCUCCAACAAUACAAUCCAGGAGUAUGCUUCCAGUGAAACUGUCAGGGCCAUAACUGCUGCUGUUGAAAAGGAUUUGUGGGCCUCUGGAGCCGUAAAUGAGGAGUAUUUGAAAGCAUUAAAUGCACUUUUUGGUAACUUCCCACGUUUAAGAGCCACCGAACCUGCUACCCUUAGUAUACCACACCUUGUGACCUCGCUCAAAACAGGCUCUGAGGCAACUCAAGAAGCUGCCUUAGAUGCUCUGUUUCUUUUAAGACAAGCGUGGUCAGCAUGCCCUGCAGAAGUAUCUCGUGCUCAAUCUAUAGCUGCUGCAGAUGCAAUUCCUUUGCUGCAGUAUUUGAUACAAUCUGGCCCACCUCGUUUCCAAGAGAAGGCUGAAUUUCUGUUGCAGUGUUUGCCAGGAACUCUAACUGUAAUAAUAAAGCGUGGAAACAAUAUGAGGCAGUCAGUGGGAAAUCCAAGUGUAUAUUGUAAGCUUACAUUAGGGAAUACCACUCCCAAACAGACCAAGGUCGUGUCUACUGGUCCUGCCCCGGAAUGGGAUGAAAACUUUACAUGGUCGUUUGAAAGUCCUCCAAAGGGCCAGAAACUACAUAUUUCAUGCAAGAACAAGAGCAAAGUGGGAAAGAGUUCAUUUGGUAAGGUGACGAUCCAGAUUGAUCGAGUAGUAAUGCUGGGAGCAGUCGCUGGGGAGUACACGCUGCUGCCUGAAAGCAAGAGCGGUCCCUCAAGAAAUCUUGAAAUAGAAUUCCAAUGGUCUAACAAAUAGCAGAAUCCUCCAAUUUUCCCACACUGAAAUGAGAGUUUAUUAUGGUUGAGUUACAAAGACAUGAUAAUCUAUCUAUCAACACAAGGGCACGAGAUACAGUAGUCCCGUAUAUUGAGGCUUGCUCAUUCAGAAUUCCUCUUCCUAUUUAUUCUUUUGCUGAUGCUUGUUUUAUUAGUGUCGGUCGUGAUCUUGUACAUAGUAUUGAUGAGAUUGUAUUUGUAGUAUACCUGUGUUUUGUUUGUACUAGUAGUAUACAUGUAUUACAUUGAUUCGUGCAUUCUUUUGUAAUCUGAGCUGAAAGACACUGUUAAUAAUCCAACAGUUUUUCUUUA
This is a messenger RNA of Spinacia oleracea (spinach), 7280 nucleotides long. RefSeq names its product protein CELLULOSE SYNTHASE INTERACTIVE 1. Gene Ontology annotation, cellular component: cellulose synthase complex. The transcript is spliced from 8 exons. Lineage: Eukaryota; Viridiplantae; Streptophyta; Magnoliopsida; Caryophyllales; Amaranthaceae. The record is from RefSeq and is a predicted model, not a curated record. Gene Ontology annotation, molecular function: microtubule binding. Gene Ontology annotation, biological process: regulation of cellulose biosynthetic process; anisotropic cell growth. The coding region runs from base 631 to 6948 and encodes 2105 amino acids.